Molecule: messenger RNA, 908 nt
Organism: Eufriesea mexicana
Lineage: Eukaryota; Metazoa; Arthropoda; Insecta; Hymenoptera; Apidae
Product: histone H2B
Exons: 1
Coding region: 44-415 (123 amino acids)
Cellular component (GO): nucleosome
Molecular function (GO): DNA binding; protein heterodimerization activity; structural constituent of chromatin
Source: RefSeq, a predicted model, not a curated record
CAACCGUAGAGUGUACCUCAAGUAUCACGAACCAGUUGCGAAGAUGCCACCUAAAGCAAGCGGAAAAGCUGUGAAGAAAGCUGGAAAAGCUCAGAAGAACAUCAGCAAAUCUGAUAAGAAGAAGAAGAGGAGGAGGAAGGAAAGCUAUGCAAUCUACAUCUACAAAGUGCUGAAGCAGGUCCACCCUGAUACUGGAAUUUCCAGUAAAGCCAUGAGCAUCAUGAACAGUUUUGUAAAUGAUGUUUUUGAGCGAAUUGCUGCUGAAGCAUCACGAUUGGCUCAUUAUAACAAGAGAUCCACCAUUACAUCCCGGGAAAUCCAAACUGCCGUCAGACUGCUGUUGCCUGGUGAAUUGGCAAAACACGCUGUCUCUGAGGGUACUAAAGCUGUCACCAAGUAUACCAGUUCAAAGUAAACGCAUCAGCGUACAGAAACGGCCCUUCUAAGGGCCAACAAAAAUUUAACAACGUUAAACAAUCUUGGUUAUAACUAUAUUAUAUUCACGUUUAUUAUACUACUACCCAAAUUAUAUCCCAAUCAUUUCUACCUAUGUUCAACUAUAUUCCAAUUUCCUAUAAUCAUGGACUUCAUAAAAUUGUGAAAAUCAAGUUCUUGAAAUAUUCCAGUUCUAAAUUAUAUUAAGAGAAGAUUAUAUUUGUAGGAUUUCCUUACUAAAUAUCAUGAAAACUCAAAACUUGUAGGAAAGACGAAGCCAUUUUUCUAAUUGUUUUCCGCGGUGUUUUGCCGACUAUUGACUUGCGCAGUCCGUAUCCGAGGAACAUUCAAUGUGACGAUCAAUGAUGUAGAUUCGCUAAGCAUUUUAAUUUUUCAUUUGGGCAAAUAGAUAGCGACUAUUUCACAAAGCUCUUAAGCAUUACUAAAGAAAUGAAAAUUUUGAAAUCUAUCAU